Molecule: messenger RNA, 3609 nt
Organism: Eurytemora carolleeae
Lineage: Eukaryota; Metazoa; Arthropoda; Copepoda; Calanoida; Temoridae
Gene: Trap1
Product: heat shock protein 75 kDa, mitochondrial
Exons: 21
Coding region: 26-3172 (1048 amino acids)
Biological process (GO): protein folding
Cellular component (GO): mitochondrial inner membrane
Molecular function (GO): ATP-dependent protein folding chaperone; protein kinase binding; ATP binding
Source: RefSeq, a predicted model, not a curated record
UAUUCACUUCUAAAAGAGAUAUAAAAUGAUUAUGCGUGCCGCUAGGUGUCUCCCUAGAGUGGUUACUUCCGGUUCCCGGACUUGGGUUUCCGGUUCUAGGAUUGUUCUUCCCUGCCCUGGGCAGAAUUCGCACAAAAUUCUUAGAGUUUCGCAACAUAUAACAUUUAACCGAUUUUAUAGCGCUGACCCAGCUGUUAAAGGAGAAGCUGUUCAGCAUGAAUUUCAGGCGGAGACCCGUAUGUUGUUGGAUAUUGUUGCUAAAUCCCUUUACUCGGAAAAAGAGGUUUUUAUUCGAGAAUUGAUUUCCAAUGCUUCCGAUGCUAUUGAGAAGUUUAGAUAUCUUAAUAUGACCGGGGAGACCUUAGAGCAGGCUGACCGCGCAACAAUGAUAAAUAUAACAACAGAUAAAGCAUACAAGACCUUGGUCAUCCAGGAUAAUGGAAUAGGAAUGACAAAGGAAGAAUUAAUCUCUAACCUGGGGACUAUUGCUAGAAGCGGAUCUAAAGCGUUUAUGAAGACUGUCAGUGAUUCAGGGAAGGUGGCUGCUAAGGAUAUAAUUGGACAGUUUGGUGUCGGAUUCUACUCAGCUUUCAUGGUUGCAACCAAGAUUGAAGUUUAUAGUAAAUCCUCUACUCCGGGUAGUACUGGCGUUCUAUGGACAUCAGAUGGAAGUGGAACUUACUCUAUUCAGGUACAGAGGGUUGCUCACCACUGUCAACUAGUCAGAAGAAGGUCAAAUUUACGCGACAUUUGCGACUUUGUGACCUCUGUUUUCACAAAAGAAGAUGAAACUCAUAUACCAAACUACAAUAUUACCCCACCAAUUUCAACAAUAGAAGAUAUAGUUAUCACUGAGGACAUGCCUCUAGAUAUAAUAUACCUGGACUUCGCCAAAGCUUUUGAUAAAGUGCCGAAACAAAGACUAAUUAAAAAGUUAGAGGCCCAUGGAGUUAAAGGAAAUGUACUCAAGUGGAUCCACAACUGGCUCACUGGAAGAAAACAACGAGUUGUUCUAAAUGGUAAAAGCUCAGACUGGUGCAAUGUUACAUCAGGUGUACCUCAGGGGUCGGUUCUUGGCCCACUUUCAUUCAUUGUUUUUAUCAAUGAUAUUGAUGGUUGCACGGAUAACCGUAUGAUAAUUAGUAAAUUUGCCGACGACACAAAACUGAGUCAUCAGCAGGAAGAUUCUCAUCAUAUUCAGGAAGCACUUGAUAAACUGGUGGUCCGGGCAGACACUUGGGGCAUGGCUUUCAACACAGCCAAGUGCAAGGUUCUUCACAUAGGGAGAAACAACACUGAGCAUGUCUACAACAUGAGGGGGGCUGAUCUCACAGUUGUUGAUCAUGAAACUGAUCUUGGAAUCAUUACCCAAAAAAACUUGCGACCUGGACUACAAUGUAAAGAGGCAGCAAAAAAAGCCAGAAUUGUUCUUGGCCAGAUCACACGGGCUUUUACCUAUAGAGACAGGCAUAUUUUUGUGAGACUCUACAAACAAUAUAUUAGGCCACAUCUAGAAUUUGCAAUUCCUGUCUGGACACCCUGGACUCAAGGUGAUAUAGAACUCUUAGAAAAGAUACAGAUAAAAAUGGUAGGGAUGGUUUCCGGUCUGAAAGGUAGGAACUAUCAAGAAAAACUUAAGGAGCUAGGUCUGCAAACCCUUGAAACCAGACGGAGAAGAUUUGAUAUGAUCCAAACAUUUAAGAUUCUCAAGGGGUUUGACCGUGUGGAUAGCAGUAUAUGGUUUGAAACUGUUGGGAAUGAACCUUCAAGACGAACAAGACAAUCUGCUUAUCAUUUGAACCUAGUUAGGAGGCAAGCAAGGACUGAUGUAAGGAGCAACUUCUUCUCAAACAGGGUUAUUGAACCCUGGAAUAGAUUGCCAACUGAACUGAAAGAGAGCAGGACUGUAGAUACUGAGUUACACAAUGAGUUCUAUAGAUAUAUCUCGAAUGGGUUUGAUACGCCCAGGUUUACUCUUCACUAUAGAACAGAAGCCCCUAUGGAUAUACGAGCUAUAUUUUAUGUACCAGAGGCAAAGCCAGGACUGUUUGAGACUAGCCGUGAGGGUGAGGUAGGUGUAGCACUGUAUUGUAGAAAAGUUCUUAUCAAAAAUAAAAUGGAAAACCUGCUCCCGAAAUGGUUAAGGUUUGUGAAGGGUGUAGUCGACUCCGAAGAUAUACCACUCAAUCUUAGCAGGGAAUUACUGCAGGAUAGUUCUUUAAUUAGAAAGCUUAGAACUGUCCUUACAAACAGAUUCCUACGAUUCCUUCAAGAGAGAGCCCGGAAGGAGACGGCCUCCUACCUUGAGUUCUACAGGGACUACGGGUUCUUCCUUAAGGAGGGGAUCAUCACCAGCACUGAGAAGAACGAGAAGGAAGAGAUUGGAAAACUACUCAGAUUUGAAUGUUCCUCUUUACCAGCUGGGGAAACAUUAUCUCUACCUGAGUACUGUGGUAAGAUGCAGGCCGGUCAGAGGGAUAUAUUCUACCUUUCAGCACCUUCUAGACAGCUAGCAGAGAGUUCUCCAUACUACGAGAGUUUAAGGAAACGUGAACUAGAAGUCCUGUUCUGCUAUGAGAGCUAUGAUGAGCUUGUCUUGAUGCAGCUCCAGGAAUUUGACAAGAAGAAGUUGACCAGCGUAGAGAAGGAAAUGAGACAGGAUAGUGAUGAAGCAGUGGCUAGCGAGGGUUCAUUACCUAUUACGGAGCAAAGUGAACUCAGUGAUUGGAUCAAAUCUACUCUAGGGCAGAAGGUGGCUAAAGUGAGAUCGACCGGAAAGCUGGAAUCCCAUCCAUGUGUUGUUACCGUAGAAGAGAUGGCGGCAGCAAGACAUUUUAUAAAAACCCAAGGUUCCAACUUCUCAGAGGAGCAGAGGUUUAAUAUUCUCCAGCCUCAAUUUGAACUCAAUCCUUCUCAUCCUCUCAUCAAGAAACUUGCAGAACUAAAAAACUCCGACCCUAUUCUAGCCGUGGCACUCACAGAACAGCUCUUUGCUAACGCGAUGGUUUCGGCAGGUUUGGUUGAUGAUCCUCGAACCAUGUUGAACAACAUCAACAGCCUGCUCACCAUGAUCCUGGAGAAGAGUAAUCCAACCCACCCACCAGUUCAACCCUCUCCUACAGACGUGGAGGAUAUUCCUCUUCAAUCCAAUGCUCAUCAGAAAAUUAAUUAAAUUAGAUUUUGAAUGUUUAAAGUUUUUAUAUUUUUGCAAUGUUUGAAUUGUAACUAAAUUUAUUGAGAGAUGAAGUACAAUGAAGUAAAAUGAAGUAAAUUGUAAACUUUAAAGUGUAUAAAGCCGCAUUUUAAUGCACUGCCAUGCAGAAAUUAUUUGCAAUGCUGCUGUUCUUAUAUUUCUACCAUUUUGUUAAAAUCUUUUAUGGCGCCAAUCUCAGAAAACAAAAUGGUGGCAACCUCGAGAUAUUAAAAUGGCGCGUAAAACUGGAGAUUCAAACUCUUAUGGAUGAUCUGUCAUGUGACCUCUCACAGUCAUCAGGAACCCAAACUUUAAUAAUAUACUGAAAAUAAAUUUAUUUUUCAUGGAACUUUUUGAGGUUUUUUUGUCUAAUUUCAAUAAAUGAACUUGGUGUUAAUAAAUUUUCUUGAGAACUU